AUGUUGAUUAUAAGUACAUUUAAAAUAUUACUAUGUUACUUGGUUGUUGUUGAUGCUCUUGUAUUAAGCAUUCCAAAACCGCAUUUGGCAAAUGAACUUAUUUCUAAAAGUGUUUCGGGAAGAUUAGGUAAAAGACGUGGUGGAAGAGGUGGAGGAUCUAGUAGUGGUGGGAGAGGUGGAGGAUCUAGUAGUGGUGGGAGAGGUGGAGGAUCUAGUAGUGGUGGGAGAGGUGGAGGUUCCAGUGGUGGUUCCAGUGGCGGUUCCGGUUCAGGAUCAGGCAGUGGUUCAGGAUCAGGCAGUGGUUCAGGAUCAGGAUCAGGAUCAGGAUCAGGAUCAGGAUCAGGAUCAGGUAGUGGUUCAGGAUCAGGCAGUGGUUCAGGAUCAGGCAGUGGUUCAGGAUCAGGCAGUGGUUCAGGAUCAGGCAGUGGUUCAGGAUCAGGCAGUGGUUCAGGUAGUGGUUCAGGCAGUGGUUCAGGUAGUGGUUCAGGCAGUGGUUCAGGUUCAGGUUCAGGCAGUGGUUCUGGUUCUGGCUCUGGCUCUGGUACUAGAGGUGGUAACGGUUCUGGUUCAGGCAAUGGCUCUGGUUCAGGUUCUGGCUCUGGUACCAGAGGUGGAAAUGGAGUUACUUCAGGAAGCUCAGGAACAGGUACAAAAGGUUCGACAGGUACAAAGGGUGGGUCCUCUUCAAGUUCGUAUAAGGGUUCUCCACCAGCUUACUCUCCAGGAAAAGCACCACCACCGUAUUCUCCAUAUGCGUCCACGGGACGUUCAGCGGGUCCUCCACCUACCCAAGUUAGAUAUUUCCCUGCUGCCGCACCUUAUCACCCCAGACCCUACUACAAUGGAUACAAUUCGUAUCGUAGUGGGUAUAGAACUAACUACAAUGGUUACUACUUUGCAGGUGGUGCACUCGUAGGUUACGGCUAUGGGCACUAUUUGUACGGAAGAACAAACCAAACAAGUUAUUACACUAAAAAAAAUGAUGCCGGACGUUUGCAAGCUUCAGGCCAUGCUUAUUUACCUGUUAUUAUUGCUGGUGCAUACGCUAUAGGGUAUUUGUAA
Messenger RNA from Lizanozyma spartinae, 1062 nucleotides. RefSeq lists its product as uncharacterized. The record is from RefSeq and is a predicted model, not a curated record. The coding region runs from base 1 to 1062 and encodes 353 amino acids. NCBI's taxonomy places the organism in Eukaryota, Fungi, Ascomycota, Pichiomycetes, Serinales, Debaryomycetaceae. The transcript has a single exon.